GUGGCAUCUCGCGCACCCGUCUUCGGUCUUCUCCCCAGCAGCAGGCCUCAGCCUCCCACGCCACGACUCCGCUCGCGACGCCGGCUAGCCGGCCACCGACCCCCACACCCACAAGUGCUUGGCGAUAAAUUGGGGAGAAGAGAAGAAAAAGGAACCACCCCCAUUCCUUCGCUUCCUCCCCGAAAUAAAGCUCUGCUCGCCUCAGCUCGGGGGGCGGCUCAGACACCAAUCCGAAGCCCUGCUGCUGCACCACAAAUGCGUGAGAGAGACGCCUGCUGGGAGUACUGCGACAAGCUGGAUGGGAACAAGGUCCGGUGCAGGUUCUGCCACAAGGUCCUCAACGGCGGCAUCAGCAGGCUCAAGUUCCACCUGUCCCAGAUCCCCAGCAAAGGGGUGAACCCCUGCACCAAGGUGAAGGAAGACGUCGUCGACAGGGUGAAGGCCGUCAUCUCGGCCAAGGAAGAGUACAAGGAGUUCCAGCUCCUCAAGAGGCAGCGCGUCGCCGACCUGUCGUCGGCUGCUGCCCCGGCGAAGUGGGCGCCGGAGGCUCCUCCGUCCCUGUCUACCUCUCCGGGGCGAGUGGCCUCUCCUGCUGCUGUUAUUACUCGUGCCGCUGAACAGAGUCGGCUUCUCGCCCCGGAAGCGUCCGCUCCGGUGCCCAGACCAUCUGCUGCUGCGGCAAACAACAAGCCACGCGCCGCCGCCGCUUCGGAAUGGGAGACAGAACGAUGUAUAGCUGAGUUCUUUUUCGAGAACAAGUUGGACUACAGCAUAGCCGACUCGGUCUCAUACCAGCAGAUGCUCGAGGCGCUCGGCGGUCCGGGAUUCCGAGGGCCGCCAGCAGAUGUUCUGCGGGACAAGUGGCUGCAGAGGCUCAAGUCCGAGAUCCUGCAGAAGACGAAGGAGAUCGAGAAGGACUGGGCGACGACCGGCUGCACGAUACUGGCCGAUUCGUGGACCGACAACAAGCUGAAAGCCCUGAUCAACUUCUCCGUGGCGUCUCCCAUGGGCACGUUCUUCCUCAAGACGGUGGACGCCUCCUCGCACUUCAAGACGCACAGGGGCCUGUACGACCUCUUCGACGAGGUGAUCCAGGAGGUGGGCCCGGAGAACGUGGUCCAGAUCAUCGCCGACAGGAACAUCAACUACGGCAGCACGGACAAGCUGGUCGCGCAGAACUACGGCGGCGCCAUCUUCUGGUCCCCCUGCGCGUCGUUCUGCGUCAACGCCAUGCUGGACGACUUCUCCAAGAUCGACUGGGUGAACCAGUGCAUCUGCCAGGCGCAGACCGUGACGCGGUUCAUCUACAACAGCAGGUGGGUCCUCGAUCUCGCGAGGAAGUGCGUGGCGGGGCAGGAGCUCGUCUGCUCGGGGAUCACCAAGUCCGUGUCGGACUUCCUCACGCUGAAGUCCCUGCUGAGGCACAGGCCGAAGCUGAAGCAGAUGUUCCACAGCGCCGAGUUUUCGUCCUCGUCGUACGCGAGCAGGUCGAUACCGUGCGUCGAGAUCCUGGACGACGACGAGCUCUGGAGGGCGGUCGAAGAGAUAGCCGCCGUCUCCGAACCUCUGCUCAGGGUCAUGAGGGACGUCUCAGGAGGCAGGCAGGCCAUCGGCUACAUAUACGAGUCGAUGACGAAGGUCACGGACUCUAUCAGAACGUACUACAUAAUGGACGAAGGGAAGUGCAAGUCGUUUCUGGACAUAGUGGAGCAGAGAUGGCAGACGGAGCUGCACUCGCCUCUUCACUCGGCUGCCGCCUUUCUGAGCCCGGGCAUCCAGUACAACCCGGAAGUUAAGUUCUUCCGCACUAUCAAGGAGGAGUUCUACCAGGUCCUGGAUAAGGUUCUUACGACCCCUGACCAGAGGCAUGAUAUCACCGCACAGUUGCACGCUUUCCGCAAGGCACAAGGGCUGUUUGGUUCGAACAUUGCUAAAGAGGCCCGCAACAAUACCCCUCCAGGCAUGUGGUGGGAGCAGUACGGCGACUCAGCACCGUCGCUGCAACGCGCCGCCGUCAGAAUAACCAGCCAGGUGUGCAGCACGCUGACGUUCCAGAGGGACUGGGGCGUGAUCCUGCAGAACCACUACGAGAAGCGCAACAAGCUGGACAAGGAGGCCCUGGCCGACCAGGCCUACGUGCACUACAACCUCACGCUGCACUCCGAGCCGAAGGCGAGGAGGAGGCCGGACGCGGACCCGAUCGCGCUGGACGCGGUCGACAUGACGUCGGCGUGGGUGGAGGACUCCGACGGCCCCAUCCUCACCCAGUGGCUCGACAGGUUCCCGUCGGCGCUGGAUGGCGGGGACCUGAACACGAGACAGUUCGGUGGAUCCAUCUUCGGCACCAACGACAACCUGUUCGGCCUCUGAUGGCUUCCGGCUCCAGGGGGUGGGGGGACAUCUGCCUGUUCUCAUUUGUUUUGAUUAACACGAGAGCCAUGAAGCUGCUGAAAAUGUGCUAAGCAUCCAUUUCUUCUGCAGUCAUCAUUGCUAUCUUCUUCAGUGUAUUUACCUGGUGCCUUGGUGGGUGCACAUACAUAGCUGACACAUGGGGGCCACUCUACAAGAAUGACUCGGGAAGAGGAUAACCAUAGAAGGAGACAAACGCCAUCGCCUUUUCCAUUUGUUGCGGAAGUAAAUAUAAACUGCGAGCUAUCAUAUCAAGUUACUGUGAAGAGUGAAGAGAUAUCACAGGGACCUCUUCAGGCUUCAAGGCAGAUCCGCAGCAGAUGGAGGCGAAGAGCAGGCUGCCGGAGGUGACCAUCGUCCCGGCGGCACGGCCGUUGGCUGGCGACGGCACAGUCGACGCGGCAAAGGCGGCGGCAGGCAAGGAGCCCGUAAGCCCGGGCACUCCGUCCUCGGUGGCCGCCGGCCGCAGCAGCUGUGAGGAGAGGCGCGCGGUGGACGGCGUCGCCCUGCCUGGGUGGAAGCUCGACGCCCUCUGCCAGGAGUCCUGCCCGUCGCCGGCCAUGAGGGCGCGCUUCCCCUACUACUUCUGAAGCUUCCCGUUGCAGUCCUGCGUGAUCGAGUUCUUGAGCGGCGACAUCUGGUGCAUGCUCUUGACGACUGAUGGCGUUCUUGGGUGUUUUCCUUGCUCAGGGUUUCCCUUUCGUGCACGUUCAUGUAUGUAUGUUAGUAUGUAUUGUGUGUAUAAAGAUCUGCGAGCUUUGUGUAUAACGCAAAUGAUGAACCUUCGGGCAACUGCGUGUAUGGUUGUAUCUGUCUAUCUGACAUAAUUUGAGCACACUGUAUGUAUCGUUCUCAUCGAAAUAGUUCCCG
Zea mays is the source of this 3279-nucleotide messenger RNA. RefSeq lists its product as uncharacterized. The record is from RefSeq and is marked validated. Bases 256 to 2370 code for a protein of 704 amino acids. Gene Ontology annotation, molecular function: protein dimerization activity; DNA binding. NCBI's taxonomy places the organism in Eukaryota, Viridiplantae, Streptophyta, Magnoliopsida, Poales, Poaceae. The transcript is spliced from 7 exons.